UAUUUUUUCCUAUGCAUAUUAUACGUCUGUUUCCUCAAGUAUAAUUUUUUUUUCUUACUGAAAUUAAGUUUUUUUUUUUUAUUGUAGCAUUAUUUAAUUAUUUAUUAAAAUAACAAUUAUAAAUUAAUGGCUUCUAAUGCAGGAAAACGGCAAGUUCUUAAUGCUUUUAAACUAGUUCAUAAAGCAAGUUUAAAAUGCUUCAAAAAUGAUAACUACAUGCAAAUUGCUGCAAAAAAUCAAAUUAACCAAGAAUUUAAAAAAAAUAAAUGUAUUUCUGAUCCUAAUACUGUACAAAAUUUAAUCAAGUUUGCCCAAGAUAUUGAAAACGAGUUAUUAACCCAAGUUGUACAAGCUGAACAAAUUAGUGAAAACAAAUUUAGGCUUAACAUAGAUCCAAAAAGACAUACACAUGAAAAUAUUCCUUAUGCUGAAUUAGAUGAUAAAACAUAUAAAAAAUGGAAAGAAGCCAAAAAAAAUGAUGGUAAAAAAAAUAGAAAAUGUUGCUGUGAAUAAUAAUGUAAAAAAAGAAUGAUCAUUUAGUUAUGUAUAUAUUCUAGUUAGAAAAUUAUAUUGAUUGUUUAAUUUCAAGAUUUUUUUAAAUAAAAUAUUAAUGCUACAAAAUUGUUAUAAUUAUUUAAUAAUUUUUUUUAUUAUUGCUUUAUCAGCCCAUUAAGGACCAUAGCGGUCUUCCCCAAAAGAGGAGGUUUCUUAACCAUUUAUACUCCAGGACGGGUGUUUAGGGAUGGCGACUCCAGUUACCGAACUGAUCUCUUGUUCGGCAAAUGAAGCCACCUAUGACAGAGUUUCAAACCUGAGGCAGUGCGCGUCAAGCACUGCCGCGUUAUCGACUCGACCACACUGUCCCUCUAAUUAUUAAUAAUAAUCUUACUGGACCGAUUUUGAUGAACAAAACGUCAAAAGAUCACAAAUCGAAUCUAGUUGAUAUAUAUUAUAUCUAGUUCCGGAAAUAGUGACACUAUUAUAUACAUCUUAAAUUAAAAUUUAUGUAA
Messenger RNA from Daktulosphaira vitifoliae (grape phylloxera), 1010 nucleotides. Its product is annotated as complex III assembly factor LYRM7. The record is from RefSeq and is a predicted model, not a curated record. The transcript is spliced from 6 exons. Bases 127 to 513 code for a protein of 128 amino acids. Gene Ontology annotation, biological process: mitochondrial respiratory chain complex III assembly. NCBI's taxonomy places the organism in Eukaryota, Metazoa, Arthropoda, Insecta, Hemiptera, Phylloxeridae.